AUGGAGAACCGUUUGAGGAGCAGGAGAACCCCUCUCAUCGUUUGUUUCACCACGUUACUCAGGUCUCUGGAGGCGACCCCCGUCCCCCUCUCGGAUCCGGAUCUCGUCCUCCUCAUCACCGACUCCAACGUGAAGCACUCGCUGGGCAGCAGCGAGUACCCGCUGAGACGGCGGCAGUGCGAGGAGGCCGCCUCGCUGCUGGGGAGGGACAGCCUGAGGGAUGCCACCCUGCAGAUGCUGGAAGAAGCCAAGGACCGGAUGGAUGACGUGAUCUAUCGACGAGCUCGCCACGUCAUCGAGGAGAUUGAGAGAACCAGACGAGCGGCCGACGCCCUGAAGAGAGGAGCCUACGAAGAGUUUGGCCGCCUCAUGGUGGAGAGCCACAACUCCCUCAGAGAUCUGUACGAGGUGAGCUGCCCGGAGCUGGACCAGCUGGUUUCUGCAGCCCUGCAGGUGGACGGCGUCUACGGCAGCCGCAUGACCGGGGGAGGAUUCGGGGGCUGCACCGUCUCCCUGGUCCGGGUCCAGGCCGUGGACAGAACCAUGCAGCACAUCCAGGAUGGAUUCCGGGGAACGGCCACCUUCUACGUGACGACCCCUUCAGCCGGAGCGCGGGCGCUCCCUCUGUCCUGAUCCUCCAUCCCUGCAGGGGGGGCACGCACUUUCCCGGUGACCCCCCUCCGCUCUGACUGAUCAGUCAAUGUUCAAUAAAAGAUGUGGAAACUAAAACCCCUAAAACACAUUUUUGAAAAAAAGAAAAGAAUUUAAAGUAAAAAUAAAAUCAAAAAUCAAAAGUUGAGAAGGAAAACAAACCUCUGGGAAUGAGGCAGAAGCAAUGAUAGUAAUUUACGGAAGAGUAUGAGGGCCGUGAAGGAGAAAAGAUAUUUGAGAGGGGAACUUUUUUUUUUAUUGUGCACUUCGAAAAAAAAGUUGAAAUGUCGAGAUUAAUGUUGAAAUACAAUUAUAAGAAUAAAGUUGAAA
Molecule: messenger RNA, 981 nt
Organism: Cololabis saira (Pacific saury)
Lineage: Eukaryota; Metazoa; Chordata; Actinopteri; Beloniformes; Belonidae
Gene: galk1
Product: galactokinase 1
Exons: 5
Coding region: 1-633 (210 amino acids)
Biological process (GO): galactose metabolic process
Cellular component (GO): cytosol
Molecular function (GO): galactokinase activity
Source: RefSeq, a predicted model, not a curated record